Messenger RNA from Saimiri boliviensis boliviensis (Bolivian squirrel monkey), 3699 nucleotides. RefSeq names its product MEFV innate immunity regulator, pyrin (gene MEFV). Gene Ontology annotation, molecular function: zinc ion binding; protein binding. NCBI's taxonomy places the organism in Eukaryota, Metazoa, Chordata, Mammalia, Primates, Cebidae. The record is from RefSeq and is a predicted model, not a curated record.
UGGUGGUUCCUCCCGCGGUGCCCGACACGGUUACCUCUCCGAAUUGCCGGAACAACGCAUUUGGUAGGAAACGGAAGUUGAGAAAAAUCGACUAACUUACUCACUUCACACGGCCCCAAAUAUUUGAGUCUCGUAUUUCCCACAUUUCGUGGAGCUUCCAGACUCGUAAACGGUUGCAAAACAAGGACAGAGGCUUCUUCUCCUGCCAGAAGCCAGACAGCUGGUUCCAGCCUUUCCAGUUCAGCGCCAUGGCCAAGAGGCCUAGUGACCAUCUGCUGUCCAUCCUGGAGGAGCUGGUGCCUUACGACUUUGAGAAGUUCAAGUUCAAGCUGCAGAACACCAGUGUGGAGAAAGAGCACUCCCGGAUUCCCCGGGGCCAGAUCCAGACAGCCAGGCGGGUGAAGAUGGCCUCUCUGCUAGUCACCUACUAUGGGGAGGAGUACGCUGUCCGGCUGACCCUGCAGGUCCUGCGGGCUAUGAACCAGCACCUGCUGGCCGAAGAGCUCCACAGGGUGGCUGUUCAGGAAUAUUCCACACAAGAAAGCGGCACAGACGGUUCUGCAGCGUUCAGCUCUCUGGGCACUGAAGACUCUAGGGGCCUGAAGCCUGAGCCCGGGAGCCUGAAGACGCUGGACGACCUCCCAGAGGGGAAGGAGAGGAGCUGCUCUAGGCAGUGCGGGGACGGGGCCGCCAACCCGCUGUGCCCCCAGCCCGAGGCAGGGAGAGGGCUGCUGAGGAAGGCCCUGAGCAAACACAGAGAGAGCGCCUCCGAGGGCCUGGACACUCUGGGCAAGCCUCGGACCCGGACCCGGAGCCCUGCCCUGACCAGCGGGAGAAGCCCCAGCAGGGCGCGCGAGGGGGUCCAAGCCGAGGUCCGGCAGCUGCGCAGGAACGCCAGCUCCGCGGGGAGGCUCCAGAAGGAGUGCAGGGCCUUCGAAGUGUGCCAGCCCUCGGGAAAGAAGCGGCCUAAAAGCCUUGAGUUCACCGUUUCUACAGGGGAGAAGGCGCCCGCAAAUCCAGAAAUUCUCCUGACUCUGGAGGAAACGAGAGCAGUGAAUCUAGACUUAGCAGCUGCCUCCCAGGCAGGGUCCACUCCGGAUGGAGGGGCGUCUGCAGACCUGGGGGAAGGCUCUGGGAAUCCAGAACGUUCGGUGACCGGAAGGCCACCAGACAAGGCUUCGAGUCCCCACUGCCACGCCCUGGAAGGAGGCCCAGUUGGUGGUACCUGCCUGCAUGAUUCCUGCAGCUGCCCCAAGGCAGCUUCUGGACACCCCGAGGCCUCAGGCAGCUGCUCACCUGGCUGUCCCCGGUGCCAGGCCUCCCAUGAAAGGAAGAACACAGGAAGCCUAAGCCCCCAGCCCCUGCCACAGUGUAAGCGCCACUUGAAGCAGGUCCAGCUGCUCUUCUGCAAGGAUCAUGGUGAGCCCAUCUGCCUCAUCUGCAGCAUGAGUCAGGAGCACCGAGGCCACCGAAUGUGCCCCAUUGAGGAGGCCGCCCUGGAACAAAAGGAGCAAAUUCAGGAGCAGCUGAAGUAUCUGAAGAAGUUGAGAAAGUCUGGGGAGGAGGAGCGAUCCUACGGGAAUGAGAAGGCAGUGAGCUUUCUGAAAGAAACUGAAAUGCUGAAGCAGCGGGUACAGAGGAAGCUGGAGCAACUGUACCACUUUCUGGAGCAGCAAGAGCAUCUCUUUUUGGCCUCACUGGAGGACCUGGGCCAGAUGGUUGGGCAGUUCAGGAAGUCAUACGACACCUGUGUGUCCCGAGACAUCACCCUGCUUGACACGCUAAUUGGGGAGCUGGAGGCCAAGCAGUGCCAGUCAGAAUGGGAGCUUCUGCAGGACAUCAGAGACAUCUUGCACAGGGCCAAGAAGGUGCCUGUCCCUCAACGGUGGACCACUCCUCAAGAGAUAAAAGAAAAGAUCCACCUGCUCCACCAGAAGUCAGAGUUUGUGGAGAAGAGUGCAAAGUACUUCUCAGAAACCCUGCGUUUGGAAAUGGAAAUGUUCAAUGUUCCAGAGCUGAUUGGCGCUCAGGCACAUGCUGUUAAUAUGAUUCUGGAUGCAGAAACUGCUUACCCCAACCUCAUCUUCUCUGAUGAUCUGAAGAGUGUAAGACUUGGAAACAAGUGGGAGAGGCUACCUGAUGGCCCGGAAAGAUUUGACAGCUGCAUCCUUGCUCUGGGCUCUCCGAGCUUCACCUCCGGCCGCCAUUACUGGGAGGUGGAGGUCGGAGACAAGACAGGGUGGGUCCUGGGAGCCUGCAAGGCAUCCAUUGGCAAGAAAGGGAACAUAACUCUGUCGCCAGAUAAAGGCUACUGGGUGGUGAUAAUGAUGAAAGAAAAUGAGUACCAGGCAUCCAGUGUUCCCCCGACCCGCCUGGUAAUAAAGGAGCCUCCCAAGCGUGUGGGCAUCUUUGUGGACUGCAGAGUUGGAAACAUUUCCUUUUACAAUGUGACAGCCAGAUCCCACAUCUAUACAUUCUCCAGUUGCUCUUUCCCUGGGCCCGUUCAACCUGUCUUCAGCCCUGGGACACACGAUGGAGGAAAGAACACAGGCCCUCUGACUAUCUGUCCAGUGGGUGGUCAGGGGCCUGAGUGAAUGCCCAACACUGCAUCUCUCUUCCAGCUGCCAGUCUUUUGUCUUGCAUUCACACACUCAGCAGUCAUGGAGUAUCUACUGGGUGCCAGCUACUAUAGUAAAUGCAAUGAAUAACAAAAUAGUUACUCUGCCCAAGGAGCUUACCCGACCAUAGCAGAGGUAAGUUAGGUAUGAAGACAUUGGUAAAUCCAGGUGAAGACGUACUGAUGACACACCACGGAUUUGAGAGAAGGAAGGAUGGGGUUGUUGCACAAUCAGUCCUUGGUGAACGGCACUCUCCUGAACAGAAGAUUUGGCCCUCAUUUUACCUCAGAACCCCAUGGCAAGGGUAUGUCCCCUUGUUGUCGCUGCCUGUCUUGAGGACAGGGGGUGCCUAGAGAAACACAAGAGACUGGAUUGGGAUAGAAUAUUUGUGUACCUGGAUUAAUGAACUAUAAUUCUUUUUUGUUUGUUUUUGAGACAGAGUCUCACACUGUUGCCUGUGCUGGAGUGCAGUGGCGCGAUCUCAGCUCACUGGAACCUCUGCCUCCUAGUUCAAGUGAUUUUUCUGCCUCGGCCUCCCAAGUAGCUGAGAUUACAGGCUUCUGCCACCAUGCCUGGCUAAUUUUUUGCAUUUUUAGUAAAGAUGUGGUUUCACUUUGUUGGACAGGCUGGUCUCGAAUGCCUGACCUCAGGUCAUCCACCUACCUCGGCCUCCCAAAUUGCUGGGAUUACAGGCAUGAGUCACAGCACCCAGCUUUAUUUUGUGUGUGUGUGGUUUUUUGUUUUUUUUUUUUUUGAGAUGGAAUCUUGGUCUGUCAUCCAGUGCAGUGGCACGAUCUCAGCUCACUGCAACCUCCACCUCCCAGGUUCAAGUGAUUAUCCUGCCUUAGCCUCCUGAAUAGUUGGGAUUAUAGAUGCCCACCACCAUGCCUGGCUAAUUUUUUGUAUUUUUAGUUGAGACAGGGUUUCAUCAUGUUGGCCAGGAUGAUCUCAAACUCCUGACCUCAGGUGAUCUGCCCGUCUUGGCCUCCCAAAGUGCAGGGAUUACAGCCGUGAGCCACCGUGCCCAGGCAUGAUUCUUAAGAGUAUUGACUGGGCCUGAUGAAUAAACAAUUUAGAAAAU